This is a messenger RNA of Cyprinus carpio (common carp), 1667 nucleotides long. RefSeq names its product ciliary neurotrophic factor (gene cntf). Gene Ontology annotation, molecular function: ciliary neurotrophic factor receptor binding. Bases 253 to 846 code for a protein of 197 amino acids. NCBI's taxonomy places the organism in Eukaryota, Metazoa, Chordata, Actinopteri, Cypriniformes, Cyprinidae. The transcript is spliced from 3 exons. Gene Ontology annotation, biological process: ciliary neurotrophic factor-mediated signaling pathway; negative regulation of neuron apoptotic process. The record is from RefSeq and is a predicted model, not a curated record.
GCUAAAUCAGAACUACAUUAAAACGGGAGAACAGCGUUCUGUAAGUCGUGCUGUGAGAGGUAUUUUGGCGAAAGUGAAUAAACUGCAGCAAUAACCGCUACUGAGAAACAGCGACUGAGGAUCAUCACCAUUUAACAUCUAUACAGCCUACGGUAGUAUGGGGGGGUUCUAUAAAAGCAAGAAUAUAUGCUGAUUUAUUCCUGCUGUUGAAUCAAACGUUAUUUUUCAAAUAGUAGGUGUUUUUGAGUAUAAAUGGCUGGCAGAAGUGCAAACGGUCGUCAUGGGUUGCGGGGCCACGCAGGGAGAACCGCAGCUUUAGCCCGGCUGCUUCAUAAGGACUGCAUCCAACUCCUGGAGUUAUACAGAAACAGUGAAUCACUGCCGUCCUCGCCGGUUGACGGAGAUUAUUUAGUGUCCAUUCCUCCACUGGUUCCUCAGCUGUCAGAUGAAGAAAAAAUAUCUAUCCUGCAUGCUGCGCUCAAGGAGUGUCUGCGACUUCUGGAAGAUGUCAUUACCCGGGAAGAUGCAGAAUUUUCCGACGAAGACAGCGAGUACAAGAGAAAGCGGAAAACUGUGAGGGAUCGUCUGGGGCACCUGUUGGCAAGCACAGAGCAGCUGCUAGUGGAUGGGCAAAAAUUUGAAGCUAAAGUUAAAGAGGAGCUGGAUGGUCAAGCGGCCAGUGGGAGUUUCGGUCUGAAGAUGUGGAUUGUACGAGUGCUGCAGGACCUCGUGCACUGGACUGGCCAAACAUCUGACACCCUCCACUCGAUGCCAGCAGAGAUGGAGAAAGCACCAAAGACAAUGUCCCGAAGGACAAGAAGAGGCGCCGGGAAAAUAAGGAAGUGAGACUGGAUACGUGAUGAAAAAAGAGAAUGAAAGGGUGGAGAGGAAGAGGUCAGAAUGAUAAGAAUGAGGAGAAGGAAUUUCAGUACAGCAUGGAGAAUGUAGAGAGUCAGAGGAUCUGGAUGCAGUCACUGGAAUUCAGCAUUCCAGCAUGGGGAAAGCAGGAGGGGAGGGUUUGGACAUGAUAUUAUUUUAUGAAAGUUAUUUUAAUAUAUUUCUUGGUCAUUAAAAUUAGAUUUUAGACUGUAGCAAUGAAUGUAAAUGUACUGUAUGGUUUUAUUACCUUUCAAGAUUGUUGACCUUUAGAUUGUUGAGUCAUAGAAGACACUGCAGACCUUUUUUUUUUAAAUUGACCAUGAUGAUCAAAGUGAGUUAAUAUAUUAUACUUUUGUUUGCAUAUCAGUAUUACUGUAUGCAUUUAUUUGUAUCUAUAAGGGAUAGUUCGCACAGAAAUUAGCAUUCUGUCAUCAUUUACACACCCUUGUGUCAUUCUGAAUCUGUGUUAUUAAGCCUGCACUAUCCUUUGUGGAAUGCAAAAGAAAAUAUAAAAAUGUUGGUAGCAUUUUACAGUAAGAUUUCAUUUGUUAACAUUAGUUAACUGAACUUCCCCAGCAUUUAUUAACCCUAGCUAAUCUUGAUUUCAACAUAUACAAACUUGUUUUUAAUCAAAAGUUGUAUCAGUUAACACUACUUAAUACACUGUUAACUGACAUGAACAAUAAACAAUUCUUAUUUUUUAUUACCUAACAUCAAAAGUUAAUAAAUGCUGAAAAAAAAAUAUUGCUCAUUAUUAGUUUACAGGAGUUUAUGCAUUAACUGAUAUU